Messenger RNA from Galleria mellonella (greater wax moth), 1870 nucleotides. RefSeq lists its product as uncharacterized. The transcript has a single exon. NCBI's taxonomy places the organism in Eukaryota, Metazoa, Arthropoda, Insecta, Lepidoptera, Pyralidae. Bases 140 to 736 code for a protein of 198 amino acids. The record is from RefSeq and is a predicted model, not a curated record.
UCUAGCAAGCUGUCUUGUCAAAAAUUGUCAGUCGAUCGAAAUGUUAUAAAAAUAUUUCUCUCCAAAGAUGUUUUUAUUUGAAACAAUGCCAUAAAAAUUGCAAUAUCUAACAACCGCCAACCUUAUCAAAACCAAGAAGAUGGACACGUGCUGUGUUAUCCUUGCUUGUUUGCUCCUCAUUCAGAUGGCAUUAAUUUUGAUCAUGCUCAACCCUGUGUACGAUGUCAAAAAGAUCUCUCAGUACCUUGAUAUUUCAACAAAAACACACAGAAAGCUAUACUUCUGCUGCGUUUCGUGUUACUUCAUCACUGUUGUUUAUCUUGGUAUGUAUAUUCCUCUUCAAAGCAUACACAAAUUAAUUUUUUCAGAUAGCCUAAAUGAAUUUGAGAAAAUGAUUCUGUUGAGUAGAAUUGAAAAGAACUACAUCAUUGCCGGCUUCUCCCUUUUCCUGGUCGUGGUAAUGUACGGUGUAAGAGCAUUAGUGUCGUACACAGUAAGCCUUAUGGAAUUGACUGAUAACGAGGUAGUUCUAGAAUCAGAAUCCAAAGUACAGAAGAAACUGAAUACGAAUAUUUUGGCAAAUCUACUCAAAGUGAAGAGAUCAGUUUCCUACGAGACAAUCCUUUUUACAAACGAGAUUCGGGAACAAUUAAAGGCCGUUAUUCGUAACGUCGAAUUCCCUCAUAAUAAAUGUGCCCUGUCAAGUAUUUUGGAGUCGCCGGGUAUUACCAUUUGAUAUUUCUUGCAAAUAUUAUUCUGCUAUUGAAAGAUUAAAGUUAUUUUAGUUCUGAAUGUUCUUAAUUAUUGCUUUAUUAUAUUACAGUGGUUAAGAUUCAAAACAUAUAGCUGAUAUGAUAGCUGACAAAACGUUGCUUAUAAAUAAAAGUAUGAAUCGUGAAUCCCAUGGACCAUGAACACACAGAUACACUGUAAUGCACAUGAUUUUUCAUGAGUUACUUAUUUAUUUAUUUAUACUUUAUUUUACAUUAAAAUUACAGUAUUAUGAUUUAUUUUCAAUAAAGAUAUACAACAGGGGAGCUUAACUCUGUAAGAGUUCUCUUUCAGUAAACCCUGAGUGGAAGGGAGCAUUAAUUACCAGCGGGUUGUGUGCGUAUAAUAAGAAGAAAAUAACAGUAUGGUUGUUUCUAUUAAAAAAUAAUAAAUAUGUUUACCUAAAUACAAAGUAACUUAUAUACUUAUAUUCAAAAUACACACAUAUCUAUAUAAUAAUACAUAUAUGUAAAAUAUUAUCUUUAUACAAAAUAACACACACAAAUAUAAUAAGUCUAUAAGGAGAGAAGAUGCUCUUUUAAUCUGCUCUUGAAAAUAUUCAGCGAUUGACUUUGAUGAAUGUACUUAUGUUAAUUAUUAUUUUACUAACAAAUAUCACACGAGUAGUAUUUUGCUUGGAAAAAUCCUCUAAAUUUAUCUAUUAUGAUGCUACCUAAGGUUGUAACAAUGUUUACCAUCGAAUAUUCUAUAUUCAACACAAUGUGGUAAUAAUUCUAUAUGAUAGAUAAUUCAUCGCACUUAUCAGAGUGUAAACAUACUUGACCCUUUCAAGCCCUUCCCAUGAGACGAACGUUCCCGGAAUACGUGACGUCAAAUCCCUUAAUCACAAUGAGCUAAUGUCAUUGUUUGUGUUAUUGUAUAAUGUACUUUAAGCUUAUAGUCAGAAAGUAUACUUGAGAAAAAUAGUUAUCGUGUAUUAAAAUGAGUACAAUAUUUCUAAAGUGCUUUUCUAGUGUAAAUUUUCUGAUUAAAUAAUAGUUAUAGGUAACAUUUUGUAUGUGAGAGAGAUACUUUUUUAAUGAAAUUAGAAUAGCAACGCUUGCUCCAUUCUUUGAUACUUGAAUGAUAGGUGGAGGUU